This is a messenger RNA of Sus scrofa (pig), 386 nucleotides long. RefSeq names its product S100 calcium binding protein A8 (gene S100A8). Gene Ontology annotation, biological process: leukocyte migration involved in inflammatory response; endothelial cell migration; neutrophil aggregation. Lineage: Eukaryota; Metazoa; Chordata; Mammalia; Artiodactyla; Suidae. Gene Ontology annotation, molecular function: calcium ion binding; calcium-dependent protein binding. The record is from RefSeq and is marked validated. Gene Ontology annotation, cellular component: extracellular exosome; cytoplasm.
CAACUCUGUUUCGGGGAGACCUGCUGGGACAAAUCCUUGGGCACCAUGCUGACGGAUCUGGAGAGUGCCAUUAACUCCCUCAUCGAAGUCUUCCACAAGUACUCCCUGGAGAAAGGGAAUUACCACGCCAUCUACGCGGAUGACUUGAAGAGAUUGUUAGAGACGGAGUGUCCUAAGUAUAUGAAGAAAAAGGACGCAGAAACCUGGUUCAAAGAGCUGGACAUCAACAAGGAUGGUGCAGUUAACUUCGAGGAGUUCCUCAUACUGGUGAUCAAGGUGGGCGUGGAGGCCCAUGAAGACAUCCACAAAGAGUAGCAGAGCUUUGGGGCCCCGGGGCUGGGCCCCUGGACUUGUCCCCACAGAGUAAUAAAGUAGUUGAUACCUCA